AUGUCUAUUCCAGUCCACACCACCGCACCUGGCUCCCGCACGAGCUACAUUCUUCCUCAGCUGGCGGGUGAAAAGAUCACCUUUCCAGGUUGGAAGGGCGUCUUCCGUAUUCUCGCUUCUUCAAAGCAGACAAAUGGUGGUCUCGCUGUCUUAGCUGGCGGUUCAGUUAUGUCUGAUCCGCCAGGUUUCCAUUGGCACGAGGAAGCUCAUGAUGUGUUUCUGGUGAUCAAGGGCUUUCUGAAGGUAUGGGCCGGUGAUAAGUGCCGCAUUCUAGGUCCAGGUGACUUUGCCUACGUGCCGCCGAAAGUCAUCCACAAUCCCCAGUGGCUUGGUCCUCACAGCGAAACGUUUAACCUUGUGGCACCAGGUGACUGGGUCGACUUCUUUCGCUUCUCCGGCAUCGAGUUCGAUGGCCUGGUGCUCCCAGAACAGUCGGAGAGGGACUAA
This is a messenger RNA of Fusarium verticillioides 7600, 447 nucleotides long. RefSeq lists its product as hypothetical. The record is from RefSeq and is a predicted model, not a curated record. The transcript is spliced from 2 exons. The coding region runs from base 1 to 447 and encodes 148 amino acids. Lineage: Eukaryota; Fungi; Ascomycota; Sordariomycetes; Hypocreales; Nectriaceae.